Plasmodium berghei ANKA is the source of this 711-nucleotide messenger RNA. RefSeq names its product conserved protein, unknown function. The record is from RefSeq and is a predicted model, not a curated record. Lineage: Eukaryota; Apicomplexa; Aconoidasida; Haemosporida; Plasmodiidae. The transcript has a single exon. The coding region runs from base 1 to 711 and encodes 236 amino acids.
AUGGGAAAAGGAGCAGUUCAUCCAAAUGGGUCAAAUUUUUGUAGAUCCUUAAAAUAUAAUAUUGUUGAUAAAAUGAGGAAAUUUAUUGAAACGAAUUUAUAUGAUAGACCAAGGUGGCUAGAAUGGUCUGAAAGAGCACCGCCUAUGGAAAUAUACAAUAUUAGUUUAAAAUCAAAAUAUAACAAUAAUAAAUAUAUCGAUUUGGUUAAAUUUUUAUUAAAAAAAUAUCCACAUUUAAGAUUUCAAGAUUGUUUUGUUGAAGGAAAUAAUAAUAUCAAAGGUUAUGAUUUUUUUAGGAAUGAUCAUAUAAUAACACAAAUGGCUACUCACCAAUUAUAUUAUAUUAAUAGAGGAUACACAAAAAAAGAAGCGUUAGAAAAAGUAGAAAAAAUAUUCUAUAAUAGAAGAAUGGAUCUUGAAAAACAACAAAAAAUAAAUAUGUGUUUGGCGAUUGACCAAAAAGUUAAACCUCUUUAUACAAAUGGAUAUUCUUAUUUAUAUGAAAAAAUGGUAGAAAAUGAAAAGGUGCAUUUGAACAUUAUACUUAAAAGGUUAAGAAAUAUGAGGAAAACAUUGGAAAAUCAAAAAAAUUCAAAUAAUUUUGAUACAAAUGCUGCUAGUACUAGCAGAAAUGAUCUUGACGACGAUAACAUUUCAGAUUCAAAUUCUUUUAAUAGUGAAAACGUUAAUGAAAGUUCAAAAAAUGAAUAA